UACUACUGUGUAGCAUAACGUGAAUAAUGCCCUGCCUGACAGUACUCAAUUCCAGACAUCUACAGUAUACUGUACUGUACUGUAGGCUGUAUCUGAAACGUCAGAUUUAGAGAAACACUUUGUUAGGUUUGUUAGGCAUUGCUGUGACAUGUUGCGAACAUACGAAUCCUACUACUGUACUAACUAUAUUUUUAUUAUCUUCUUCCCACCAUGCACUGUACUACUGAGAAAAAGGAGGAAGAACUGCGUUGAAGAAGAGUGCACUGCAUAGUGUGAAGAUGGUGAAAACCAAAGCAUUCUAUUCUGGAGCACAACCCCAGGGCUGGUGAGAGACCUUCUGGGCAAGUGACAGGCCUCCAGGCGGACCAGGGCCCACCGCACCCUCCGGCUCCCACCUCCUCCACCACCAGCACCGUCACCACAACCCAACCAUCAGGCAUUCCCGGACCCUCAAUAAUGACAGGCCUCCAGGUGGACCAGGGCCCACCGUGCCCUCCAGGACCCGCCACCACCCGUCCACCCAUCCUCCACUGGAGAGGCAAGCACAGCCCUCCCCAUAUUCAGCAGGAGGAAGCAGGGCCAAGCAGCCCUUCAGGCCCCAGCACGGACAGCUACGAGUGCUGGAGCAGCCCUGAGCCCCCAGAGCCAACCCUAUACUAUGCAUCCUGCUCCUCCGAUGAGGAGGUGGCAGCAGCACUGCCUCCUGUAUGGACCAGGCCUCUCCCAGGCUUGCAUUCCCCCAUACUACCAGAGGAGGAAUCUGAGGAUGGGGAGUGGCCUGAGACUCCUCCACUACCAUCAACGCCUGUAGAAGAGGUAGACCUCCAAGGCCUCCAGGAGGGCAAGGGCCAAACAUGGUCUCCAGGACCCCCCAGCACUCCCGCUACUACCAUCACCCGACCACCCACCCACCCACUUCAUGAUGCCGACACAUCUGUACCGUCAAUAAUCCCACCACAGCCAGAAUCCGGCAAUCCACCUCCUCCCGGGAAGACAUUUUUUGUUAAGUUAAGGUUCAUUUCACCACUGUUUCUCAACCUUAUCUGUAUCUAGAUCUUAUCUGUAUCUGACAGUACUCAACCUGUAUUACUGUUCUAAUACAGUACAUUGUUUUUUAUUUUCACAGA
Pseudophryne corroboree (corroboree frog) is the source of this 1127-nucleotide messenger RNA. RefSeq lists its product as uncharacterized. The record is from RefSeq and is a predicted model, not a curated record. The transcript has 9 exons. The coding region runs from base 457 to 1053 and encodes 198 amino acids. NCBI's taxonomy places the organism in Eukaryota, Metazoa, Chordata, Amphibia, Anura, Myobatrachidae.